Messenger RNA from Bacillus rossius redtenbacheri, 1172 nucleotides. RefSeq lists its product as uncharacterized. The record is from RefSeq and is a predicted model, not a curated record. Bases 302 to 1030 code for a protein of 242 amino acids. The transcript is spliced from 5 exons. NCBI's taxonomy places the organism in Eukaryota, Metazoa, Arthropoda, Insecta, Phasmatodea, Bacillidae.
ACGAAACGAAAAGCUUUAUGUUAAUUAAGAUAUGAUAUUUACUCUAUGCUGUGAAAUAUUAUUGUAUUAUUUCCUAACUAUGUUUUCGUCAAUCAGUUUUCAAAAACGAAUAACAUUAUACUGAAGUUGUCAGCAGCUUUCUAAACAUUAAAAAAAAAAAAAUGUAUAAAAUAAAAUUUAUUAACUUUUUACUUCAAGAGUGACUGAAUGAACUCUAUCAUACUUAAAGUGAUUAUUUAACAUAGAAUAAAGAAGGUGGCUCAUUAAAUAGUGCUUCAUCAGAAACCGACAAAAAGUAUAAAUGGCAUUGAAUGGACACGAUGGUUCAGCUUUCCGCAGACGAUCAGAGUCAGAUCUCGUAAAAAGUGAGAGCCAACCUGCUGUCUCCAGAAGUGUAUCGGCCCCCGAAAUAGUACAGUCUCAACCAUUCCGAACAGCGACACCAUCACCUCAUAUAAUUCAAGCAUUCAAGGAGGAUGCAGCCUGCGAGAAGCCCGCGUUAUGUCUGGCGUACCCCUUCCAGCAUGGCGAGUUAACCUUACCCAAAAACUUGAGGCAAAUUAAGAAGGAUGUUAUCCAGUGCUUUGCCUGCAAGCUCGGAGUUUCAAGUGCCCAGAGCGCAAGAACAGAGAUUCUCUUGGAACUUCUGUGGGAAGGUUUGAGGUUUGCCAGGUCGAUGUCGUUCAGUGAGUAUAAAGAGAUGAUUCUGCUCAAUAUUUUGUAUGCAACACAUGCAUUCUUUCUGGCCUCGGAGUGGAGGACUGCAAAGGAGACCUAUGAUUUCCUGAAAGAGACAUUGCUGCUUCACACCGUGAAGAGGCCGCCCUGGAGCGAGGAGGUGUUCCAGCCACUGGAGAGCCAGUGCGUGCUGAAGUACGUGACCCUGCAGUACAUAAGACACUUGCCGCUGGUGCACAUGGGCUCCCUGCCAGUGCGCGUGGUGCAGCUGAGCUGGACUCCUGUGCCGGGGGCGGUGUCAGGGCAAGCCCUGCCCGCUAAUGGAAACACCGCCACGCGUGCCCACAAAUGAAAAUACGGCACACCAUUAAUGAAUCUCUUUCCCCCAAAAAAUUAUCUCUCAGGAUUGAAAACAAAGUAGGUACUUUAUUUUUUUCAUUUUUGAAAAUACGAAAUAAAAAAAAUUCGCUCAUUAAAACACACAUAAUUUUGUA